This is a messenger RNA of Macrobrachium nipponense, 2640 nucleotides long. Its product is annotated as zinc finger protein 335-like. Bases 91 to 1488 code for a protein of 465 amino acids. The transcript has 5 exons. Gene Ontology annotation, cellular component: nucleus. Gene Ontology annotation, molecular function: DNA-binding transcription factor activity, RNA polymerase II-specific; RNA polymerase II transcription regulatory region sequence-specific DNA binding. Gene Ontology annotation, biological process: positive regulation of transcription by RNA polymerase II. Lineage: Eukaryota; Metazoa; Arthropoda; Malacostraca; Decapoda; Palaemonidae. The record is from RefSeq and is a predicted model, not a curated record.
AACGCCCCCAGAAGAAAGAAGAAGAAGAGGCGAUGUUGUUGUUGUCAUAAGCGAUCCCAGGGACGCUACUGACAAAUAUAAGAUCAAUCAAUGAUGGCGAAUCCUUAUGGUUUAUUUCCGACUGUGCCUACAAACACUGGUGCCACGUUAUUGUGUGCACAAUGCAAGAAAUUUUUCACUUAUAUGGACAGUGUUGUGUUAUGUGAGGGUGCAUGCAAGCGUUGGUAUCACGCGAAAUGCGCAAAGAUUCCCGAUGCCAAGUAUAGGGUAAUGCAGGAUAAAGAGGAGAACAAAUCUUUGGGUUUGAAAUGUGCAUGGACUUGUAAGGAGUGUCGAGAUAGACCAGAUUCUGCAAGAGACUCAGAAUUUGAAACAUUUGUGAGAGAGAGGCUAGGGAAGUUAGGCCAAGUACUUGAGUAUUUAGUGUCAAAAUUGCAAGAUGUUGAGAAUCGUCAAAAGUCACAAGAGGCUGAGUAUACAAAGCAGCACUGGCAACAACAACAAGCAACAAUAGUUGCUAUUCAAGGUGCAGCAGUGCCAACUCCUCGAACCACACACUUAUUUCAUGAAUUUGGAACUGCUCAUCCUUCCAGUGCACAGAUAGUUAAUGCACAACAGCAGGCUGCAAAGGAAAUUCCAGGUUUUACACCAAUGGAACAUAAGAUUAUCCAUGAAGUGAAACUGAAGAUGGAUGGAAGUUCAACCCCCAAACAAGAAGUUGAUGGGCAGACAUCUGACACCUUGCAUCUCAUGCGCCCACUUAUUGACCCAAUAUCUGGACAGGAGAUUGAAGGGACCCAAGGCCAGGAACAUGGUGAAGCCAUAUACAAUUUCACUGGUAAUUUCACCACAACACAGAGCCAAACUACGCAACCAACUGGAUUAAAGGAAGCUAUGGAAUGCCAUUAUGGGGAUUGCAAAUGCAUCAAACAAGAAAACCAGCAGGAUUCUUCAGCCCAAACAGUGCCACCUCCUCCAGUUCCCUUCAAACCGUGUUCUGGAAAGCAUUGCAACUGUACUUGUAAGACCCACAAAAUUGUUAUUGCACAGAAAAAAGAGCAUGCUGGGAAAAUUCAUAAAUGUGCACAUUGUGACUUCACUAGUAAGCGUUCUGACAAUGUAAGACGGCAUAUGCUUAGACAUACGGGUGAAAGACCCCAUAAGUGUCCACAUUGUGAUUUCAGUGCAAAACGACCACAUUCCAUAAAAAAACAUAUAGAAAAUAUUCAUAGUAAGGAAUUGAAUUGUGAAAGCAUUACAAUGGAAAAUUUGCAAACUAAGAAUAGAACUGAAGAAAUUUCCUUAGAUGGUAUUCAAGAAAAAGACCUAAGAGGUGACAGCAUAACGCUGGAAAAUCUUCACGAAAAAAGCUUACACACAGAUGGUAUUGCCAUGGAAAAUAUCCAUACCAAAGAUCUUGGAACUGAAACUAUUGCUAUGGAAAGUAUGCAAAGUAAAGACUUAAGCACUGAUGGGAUUGUUAGAUAAAAUCUAGUAAUCAUAUUAUAAAUAAUAUUUCUUUUAGGCUCUUACAGUUAGCAUGCUGCUGCAUUGCUAAUUGAAAGAAUUUCUAAAGUACAAAAUGUUCAUCUGUAAAACACAUGAAAGCAUUGAGGUAGUGAUGUCUUAAGAGGUACAAUCUAUUUUAUUUAUUUCUUACUCUGCGAAAAAGCAGGUCUGUGUUGCAACCAAAGUACAGUAGUCAUUAAAGAGCAGCCAAGUUUUCAUAGCUUGUAUUGUUUCUGUAGUAAGAAUAAUAUAAUGUUAUGUAUAUUUAAAUGUUAUUGUAAUAACCAGUAUGUCUAUCAUGAUCAAAAUACUCAGCAAAUUCAUACCUUCAUAGUUAUGUAAUAUGAUGCCUGUACCUGUUUAUCCUGCUCCUGGGUUCAUUAUAAGUUUGGACACUUUUAGAGGGUAUGGUUUUAUUCCAAUUUUUAUUUAUUCUUUCAUGACAAAGCUUUAAUUUGAAGUUUUUAAUAUUUGUGACACCUAACCUCUGAAGUGUUGCAAACAAAAGAAGAAUAGCCCAAAAGCCAUUUACUGAAUAACAGUUUGAACACCUUUGACCCACAAUUGAUCCCUGAUCCUCUUUAUCUGCCUAGAGCAACCAGAUUUCCUGAACAACAGCAUCAAUAUGCAGUAAAUGUGCCUUGCUGUCAAACUUCUCAGUUCUAGAGGUCCUUUAUUCCUCACACCAUUGGACUGGAACAGCCUCCCUGUGGAAGUUGUGCUGUUGGAACUAAAGAAGUUCAAGUGAAGGGUAAUACAUUACUAUACAAUACUGAUCUCUUUGCAUUUUAAUGCAUGUUUAUCUAUUUGUUAAUUUAUUGAUUUUUUGUUUUCUUUUUUAAUAAGUGGGGGUCUCCUUUCUUUAUGUCCCUUUACCUCAUCUUACUUCUUCCUAUUGAACACAAUAUUCUUUUGAAGCUUGAAUUUUUAGUCAGUUGCCCCUGUGGCCUUGUUCCAUAUGGAUAGGUUUCACCUGCUGAAAAAUAAUGAUGAAAAUAACAUGUAAAAAAAACUGCUAGCUUCAUUCAUAUGCGUCACCAUUAAAUCAGUACAGUAACACCUCAAACCUAGAUUAAGUUAAGUAUAUCUUAGUUCAACCAGACCACUGAGCUGAUUAACAGCUCUCCUAGG